Molecule: messenger RNA, 6088 nt
Organism: Ectocarpus sp. CCAP 1310/34
Lineage: Eukaryota; Phaeophyceae; Ectocarpales; Ectocarpaceae
Source: the annotation of a GenBank genome assembly
AUGUUCUCAGCCAAGAAUAAACUCAUACACAAGCCGGAGGACAUCGAGAGAAGCGAUAUAAAAAGGCCGAGGAUCCUAGGCGUCCAGGAACCAGGGGAGGAAGCGGCCGGCGAGUUGGUUCCUUGGGGCGGCGGGGGGCUGCAGGGGCUCCCAGCAAUGAGCUUGCAGUGCUCCGAGUGCAAGGGCAACAUAUGCGACAACAGGGCUGGGGAAAACCUAUCCUUCUGCGUCGAUGGGACGUCCGUUCACCUGGUGAUGGGGGCGAGCAAGGAGGGCCGUGAGGGUAUCGGGUUCAGGAUCAAGGAAGUGCCGGCACACAAGCAGCCGAACGAAAAAAACCCCUACAGAUCGGUGGCGUACGUCCUCUGCGCGAACAGGCGCCCAGAAAACGGCCAGCAAUGCAACAAGAAGGUCGGAGGGGUCAAGUGCUACCCUCCCCUCUCGGACAACCAGCUCAUCUUCUUCCAGCAGAAGGCCCUCCUCGUCGACCACCAGCACCCCAAGAGCUGGAAGAACGUCCGCGAGAGCAGCCUCCGCAAGGUUAAGCUCCUCCCCGCUGGCAAGGAAGAAGAGGAAAGGCAGUUCACGCCACGCCAGUGGCCAACGUUGAGGAAGAGUCUCGCGGGGAGCAAUGAUCCUGGCCACGGCGGCGGUGGCAUGGACCUGACGAGGAGCACCCCCCGCGGGUACCAGGAGGAGCUGUUCGACGCCGUGAUGGAGUGCGAGCGCAACUCGUUGGUCUACCUGCCGACCGGCCUGGGAAAGACGCUGGUGGCGGCGAUGGUUCUCAAGCAGAUGCUGGACUGGAACCCGGAGAGGCAGGCAUAUUUCUUGGUGGAGACCACCGCCCUGGCAAUGCAACAGACGACCCGACUGCAAAACGAGCUAGGAGGAACGGUGAAAAAGAUCGAGAUGCUCGUGGACUCGUCGUUGCAGGCUUUCGGCGGGAAACGAGGCAAGAUCGACCAUGGGCUGGUCAAGCUAGAGUGCGUCCGCGACGCUAACAUCGUGGUGGCUACCGCCGGAGCGUUCGAGCACUGCAUGUGCAAGCGCUACAUCGACCCGGACGCGAUUUGCUGCGUGGUGCUAGACGAGGCACACCACUGCGGCAAGGGGCACCCUUUCAACAGGGUGGCCAGGUCUUUCCUGACCAUGAAGGCCUUCCCGUCAGUGCAGGCGACGCCCGACCGUGCCAAAGAGUUCCCGAAGGUGCACAUGUACUGUGCGUCUCCUGCGGGCGAGUUGAGCGUGCAUGACACCACCGUUAGGAUCAACCAGCUGCUCGAUAGGCUCGAGGCGGACCUAGCAGCGCCCGUGCAACAUCUUCAGGAGGUGAAGAGUCUCACACCCUCCGUGGACCUGGAGCUCGUGAACGUGACCGCCACCGCUUCGGAGACGUCCCUCCUGGGCUGCCUCGAGAAGCUGGUGCUCUCGCGCUUGGUAGGGCUCGCCCCCGAGGCCUCCGAAGCACACGCUCAGGCGCAGAGCCUCCUCGACAGCCUGGGCGGUAGGAUGAGGGACGCCGCUGCCGCAACCACGGCUAUCGCCACCGCCGGAGCCGACGUGCCGCGCAGGGACGACGCGUGGGUGUUCCCGAACAAGUUCUUCACGGCGCUGUGCCAGCGCGCGCUGUCUGCGGGCGGCGCGGAGCAGAGAGAGGACUGGUGGGAGUCCGACGGUACUGUCAUGGACGAGGGCGGCGGCGGGGGGGGAGGGAACGAUGAGGCCUCCCAGCUGCACAGCCUGAUGAACUUGUCGUUCGCGGUGGACGAGAUCGGCGGCGAGGCCAUUUGGCAGAGAGCGCUGGAAGAGCUCGACAACGGGAGGAGCAGCGGCAGCAGCAGCAGUAGCGGAGAGGGGAACGACUUUAGCGACCCGGAGCUCGAGGAGACUAUCGGCGUGCUCAAGGAAAACCUCUCGGCCGUAGCGACGGUGUCAGGCUCGGACGGCGGGAGCGCAGCAGCCUCGGGGGGCGAUACGGUCAGGAGGGCCGACGGAUCCAAGCUCGCGAAGAUUGCUUGGCUGCUGGAGGAGCACAAGCGCGCUUGCGACGCUUCGGGCAAGAGAUUUUCGGCGCUGGUGUUCGUGUCCAGGCGAGAGCUGGCGCUGGCUACCCCGGCCAUGCUGGAGGAGGCCAAGCCGUUCGUGAAGGCGCAGUCCAUCGUCGGGCUGUCGGAGAUGACCCUGAACCAGCAGCGCCGCGCGCUCGCCCCUUUCCAGAACGGUCUGAAGAACGUUCUGGUGUCGACUUCUGCGUGCGGGGACGGGAUCGACGUGCCGGCCUGCGCGCUGGUGGUGUGCGCAAGCCUCCCCAGCAGCGGGACGGAGCUUGUUCAGCUGCGGAGUCGCAUUCGCAGCAAGGAGAAGGAAUGCAGGUUCGUCGGUCUCACAAGGACCGCAGGAGCCGCCGAUAAGGCCUACGUCAAGAGCAUCUGCUUGCGCGAGCAAAUCAUGAUGGAGGCGAUCCGAUCCCUCUCUGGCGGCGGUAACAGUGGUAGUGACGUCUUUCGUGCCAAGGCCGGGAGCAAGCUUGAAGGCGGCGAUAGCAGCUCAACAACUUCCGGCCGCGGCGACAUAGACCGUGAUCCAAGCAGCAGCAGCAGCAGCAGCAGCAGCAGCAGCAGCAGCAGCAGCAGCAUUAGCAAGGCGGCGAUAGCACAAACCCCGUCAACCGGUGCAGCGAGCAACAGGGCAAAGCGACACGCCGCACGGGCAGGCACCGGCGGCGGCGGCAGCACUAAUAGAAUCAACAGGAGCACCCCGAUAUCGCCGAACUCCGACGCGACAGCGGAGACGUCUUUCUCGGAAACGUCCUCCAUCGCGACGAGCGCAUCGACCGUCUCCGGAGGGGGCGGCGGAAUCGUUCUCGAUGGGGCGGCGGCGACGGCAUCCUUGGGGGGAGCUCCGCGGACCGGAGUCCACGGUGUGUGUCCUCCGGUCAACGUUCCAACAUCUUCGGGCGCCGCGGCAUCGCCAUCGCAAACGCUAACCAGCGCGCAGAAUAGAGCUGCCCAGGCGUCCCCGGGGGCCCCGUCGCCAACGACCGUAGCUCCCAGCGACCCCCACCCCCCCGGGAAAGAGCAUGCGCCUGCCGACGAGGUUUCCGCACCCACCGCGAAGGGGAAGGAGGGAGGCGGGGGUGGAGUCGCACCAGAGGCGGCGGCGGCGCCGGCCCCGGACGACAACCCGUGGAAGGUCAGCCUGCCGGUGACUCUGAACCCGGCGGCGAAAAGAUACGCGGCCACGUACCUCGCGACGUGCGUGCGGCAGGCGCUACAGAGGAACCCGGACCAGAUGGCCAGGUGGGGUUUGUAUUGUAGCAUUUUUGAGUGUGGCGGCGGCCGGUGCACGCUCAACUCCGCCGCCCAGCUGGCGCAGACGAUCAAGCCUGUAUUCGAGUACGACGAGAGGAAGGUGAAAGGGUCGGGCGUCAACACGUGCUUCUUCGAGGCUAGGUGCAUCGUUACCUCCCGCCUUGAAGAGCUCGCCGGCCUCAUCCUCGUCAAGGAGGCCAAGGGCAGCUCCAUCAAGGCCGCCAGGGAGGGAGCCGCCGUCAAGGUCCGGCAGUACCUGCUCUCCAAGGACUUGUCCAAGGUGCAGCCGCUCGCCUCCGGCCCGUAGAGGCAGGCGGUAGCGGUGGUGGGGAUAAUGUUUCGUGGCGUAUUGUUAGGGGUGUGAUGAUGCUGAGGGCGGUGCGAUUAUGUCGUAACGGUUGUGUCUUCCCCAGUAGUAUGCGGGGUGCGCUGAUGACGGCAGGUGUAUGUGUGCUCGUGUGAACUAUUGGACGAUCAUAGGUAACAGUACCAUAAUGAAGUCCAGUUGUCCUUGAGGGACCGUGUGGCGGUGACGUCGAGGUUGGGUGAAUUCCGCCGGACGCUGGACUUGUCCUCGUGGCUUCCUGUGCAUACGCUCUUCUUUUUUUUUUCUCUUUUUUUCUGUUUGUGUGUUCUUGCUUGUUGCUGCUUCUUUUUUGGAGUAAGGCGUGGCCGGACGGGUGGUUGGAGCUAAGACUCUGGGGGCUAUCCAGUGUUCGAUGACUCUUUCUCGGUCAUGCCAAAUGUGUCUUGGCGUUACAGUGUCCUCGUCCUGUUGUGCUGGUACAUGGAUGGAUAAAAAUUACGGGGGUCUGCCAACCACGGUAAAAAAUAUUUCUAUUCUGAAUCCAAGAUAUUAGUAGGACAUUUUUGAUAACGAACGUUCGGCUUGCGGAGUCCCAGCUUUGAUUAUCUAUAGUCUACCAGUAGAGGGCAUGUUGGCGCGACGGCGACACGCGCGUGGGCACGUCCACAUCUGCUGCUGGGGGCGUGCUGUGGAAGGCUGCAGUUGCGGUCCGAAGAGUCGGCAAACCUGGGUCCUUAUCAUUCACUCACGACGGUUCACUUUGCAGUACACCAUUCCCGAGUUGCUUGUCUAGUCUAGACUACUGGGGGCUGAUUGGUCUGUUACGGCGCGUACUGCAGUGGAUCGUGAAUGGUAUUGAAGUAGAUUUGCGGGUUUUCCGUACCGUAGCUGCAGCCUUCGACAGCACGGCCCCAGCAACAGAUCCGGGCGUACCAACGCGCAAGUCUCUGCUCCAUGACGUCCUCUACUGGUAAAAGAUGUUCAGGUUGGGACUCCACAGGCCUUGUAAUUUUGAGCACCCGCCGUAUCGUUUUCUUUCUCUUUUUUUUCAGACUAGAGGAGUUUUUUUCUUGGUUUGAGAGAAGGUGUCUCGUGUGGCGUUACUCGUGUGGCAUUGCUGGAUGUUUCCUCGGUCGUUUGCGAAAAAGUCAUGAUCGAGAUCGAUUGGCGAGAAUCCUUUGAUUGGUCGGCGGGUACUUACUAUGCUUUCUUACGCGGGUGACGGACACUAGGUUUCCGUGUGCGAUCGACGCCUGUAGCCUAGGAGCACCGAAGCAGCGCCGUCGAUCGGUUUGCGGCGGACUAUCCGGCAGCUAUGUUUUUACCACGCUUGCUUCCAAAUACCGGCAAGAAGUGAAGAAUGAAAGUUACGUCUUGGGUCAGAUUGCCCACCCGGAAGUGGUAGUGAAGAGAGUGGACAUGCUUACAAUAGCCCGUGAAAGCUCCGAUUGCGGGAAAUGUGUCAACCUGCACACAUUUUACCUGCACAUGGGGAGUCCUGCACACAUGCCUGCAUACGGAGAGUACUCUUUCGCUGAAGGAUGCAGCGCGGGGAGCGGAAGGGGCGGACGGCGGGACGGAUGUGCUUCUUUGUGGCCAACUCAGCUUUGAGUUCCCGGUAGGUGCACGGUGGAUGUUGGAGAAAGGGGAACGGGUUCACGUCUUCGAUGCCGCGUUGAUUGAUGGUUUGUGCAUCCCACCAGUUCUUGCUUGGUCUGUGUGAGUGCGAUGAUUUACAUGUUCACACCCCAUGAUCAUCUUCGCGAAUCGGCGAGGUUUGCCUGUUUUGGGUUCGUUCACAAGUGUAUGGUGCCGUCAAUGAAAAUGUUCAGGAUCCCUCCCCUUCCCCCACCCCCCUCGGACGUGCACGCGCAAUCACGCUCGCACGCACAAGUCGGGGCUCCCUUAGAUUUUGUGCGCCAUGAUUCAUGCAAAUGAUCUAUCCGCAUCAUCCAUUGAGUCAGGUUUCAUUGUAGAUUGAGGACGGUGCCACGUAGUCUUGCUAUGGUGCGAAAAUGGGUUACGGUUGAUUUCUUAUUGCAUUUUUGUCUCUGCGCUCGUUUCUCGGGUGUCCCCGUCUCCGUAGAUAGAUACAAAAAGAACAGUCGUGAGGAGGCGGUUUCGGUGUUGUAUCAGCCAGCCGUAGGCGCGUUGGGGCUGCCCGUGUUGCUGCUGGUCCCUGUGGAAAGUUAUUUUUUAUUUUUUUCUUAUCGAUUUAUCUGCAAAUAACCGGAAAAUCUUGUUCACUUUUUCCUGGGGUGGGCUUUUGUCAGACCACAAUUAUUAUUAUGAGACCGGAUUUCGACAGCUCUCGCGAUUCCCCACGUGGAAUUUUUUUCCGAUUUCGAUUUCAGCGAAAAUUGACGAAGUUAUCGCCGAAAAACUGGAUUAGAGAGACCAUUUUGUUCACUUUUUCCCUCCGACAUUCAACCAUAGAGCUUCAAAAAGACCACGGCAAUCGAUUCCU